AGGGAGGAGGUGGAAAGGGGCGCGUCCGCGCAGCCAUGGACGGGGACGGCGCGUACGAGCCGGGCUUCGUGGGGAUCCGGUUCUGCCAGGAAUGGGCGGGAAUUUCCCCCCCGGAGCCUCCCAGUAAUCCCAGUUUGCCCAGUAACAACAUGCUGUACCCCAAGGAGGACAAGGAGAACCGGAUCCUGCUCUACGCUUGCAGGAACUGUGAUUACCAGCAGGAGGCCGACAACAGCUGCAUCUACGUCAACAAGAUCACGCACGAAGUGGACGAGCUGACCCAGAUCAUCGCGGACGUGUCGCAGGACCCGACCCUGCCCCGCACUGAGGAUCACCCCUGCCAGAAGUGUGGCCACAAGGAGGCCGUGUUCUUCCAGUCCCACAGCGCCCGCGCCGAGGACGCCAUGAGGCUUUACUACGUGUGCACGGCGCCGCACUGCGGCCACCGCUGGACUGAGUGACCCCAAAAGUGACCCGGGACCCCAAAAGUGACCCUGCACCCCAAAGUGACCCCAAAAGUGACCUUGGACCCCCAGAGUGACCCCAAAAGUGAUCCUGGACCCCAAAGUGACCUCAGGAGUGACCCUGCACCCCCAAAGUGACCCGGGACCCCACAAAUGACCAUUCAAGUGACCUUGGACCCCAAAA
This is a messenger RNA of Haemorhous mexicanus (house finch), 648 nucleotides long. RefSeq names its product RNA polymerase II subunit I (gene POLR2I). Gene Ontology annotation, biological process: DNA-templated transcription; maintenance of transcriptional fidelity during transcription elongation by RNA polymerase II; transcription-coupled nucleotide-excision repair. The transcript has 7 exons. The coding region runs from base 36 to 461 and encodes 141 amino acids. Lineage: Eukaryota; Metazoa; Chordata; Aves; Passeriformes; Fringillidae. The record is from RefSeq and is a predicted model, not a curated record. Gene Ontology annotation, cellular component: RNA polymerase II, core complex. Gene Ontology annotation, molecular function: zinc ion binding; nucleic acid binding; DNA-directed RNA polymerase activity.